Molecule: messenger RNA, 1007 nt
Organism: Cataglyphis hispanica
Lineage: Eukaryota; Metazoa; Arthropoda; Insecta; Hymenoptera; Formicidae
Product: piggyBac transposable element-derived protein 4-like
Exons: 1
Source: RefSeq, a predicted model, not a curated record
AUGGGGUUAGUAAAAUUACCCGAAAUAAGUUUAUAUUGGUCAAAGGAUCCAGUAUUCGUCCAAAGCGUUCCUAAAUUGGUGAUGUCAAGAAACCGUUUUGAACUUCUAUUACGAAUGCUCCAUUUCGUGAACAACGAAAAUGCAAAUAUUGAAGACCGCUUGUAUAAAAUUAAACCAAUUAUUCAGAAACUGAAAGAAAAUUAUGCGAAAUAUUAUAAUUCGCCAGAAAUGGUAUGUAUUGAUGAGUCAAUAAUACCAUUUCGUGGUCGUGUCGUUUUUAAGCAAUAUAUAAAACAAAAACGGCACAGAUAUGGCGUAAAGGUGUUCAAGCUUUGCUUCAAACCGGGAUAUACCUAUAAUUUUGAAAUUUAUUGCGGUCACCAACAUGGGAAGGAGAAAACUACACCGAAGACAGUUGCUGUGUCACUUUGUGAAAACAUUUUUGAUAAGGGGCAUACCUUAUGUGUUGAUAAUUGGUAUACCAGCAUUGACUUGGCCCAAAAGUUUCUUGCUAGAAAUACCCACGUAAUAGGGACAAUUAGAUCAAAUCGACGUAGAAUAUCCAAAGAAGUGGUUCAAAAGAAAUUGCGACGAGGAGAAAUAUUUGCCAAAGAAAAUAGAGAUGGAAUCACGUUAAUGAAAUGGAAGGACAAACGGGAUGUCUUGAUGUUAUCUACGAAACACUCUAUAGAGACGGUUACUGUUAGGAAAAACGGAUCUGAUAGGGUUAAACCGAAACUCGUAUUUGAUUAUAAUGAUGCUAAGAGUUCCGUCGAUAUUUCGGACCAAAUGACUGCGUACUGUAAUCUAUUACGUAAGACCUUAAAAUGGUAUAAAAAAGUAGCGCUUAAGUUUUUCCUAAACACAUCUGUUGUAAACGCUUGGAUUUUAUAUAAUACUCGGCAUCACGAAUCUGUAUCAAUACUAGAGUUUAGAAAAAAAUUAGUAAAUUAUUUGUGUUAUUGUGAAGAUGAUAACAACAAUUUGACUCCUAAACUUACAACAAG